Rattus norvegicus (Norway rat) is the source of this 451-nucleotide messenger RNA. It is a transcript of the gene Ifi27l2a, whose product is annotated as interferon, alpha-inducible protein 27 like 2A. The coding region runs from base 44 to 331 and encodes 95 amino acids. Gene Ontology annotation, cellular component: membrane. The record is from RefSeq and is marked provisional. Lineage: Eukaryota; Metazoa; Chordata; Mammalia; Rodentia; Muridae. The transcript is spliced from 4 exons.
GUUGUCUACCAGAACUACUCGCCUGCUACCAGGACAGCUCAUCAUGUGGGGAGAAAUGUUGGGCGCUGCUAUAGGAGGAGUUGUGGCUGUGGCAGCUGCACCCGUCGUCCUGUCUGCCGUGGGCUUCACUGGGUCAGGCAUUGCAGCUGCAUCCAUAGCGGCCAAGAUGAUGUCUGCUGCAGCAGUUGCCAACGGGGGCGGAGUCGCAGCAGGAAGCCUGGUAGCCACACUACAGUCAAUAGGUGUACUUGGACUCUCCACAUCAACCAACAUCAUCUUGGGGUCUGUUGGGGCAGCCAUAGGAGCUGCCGGAGCCUCAGAAGUCUCCUAAGCACAGGAGCCUCCAAUGCAAGAUUUGAUCUUAGGAGGUGACAUCUCCACCAGUUUAACCCUCGAUGAAGUCAGAGAAUGACGGAAAAAUAAAGGUGGUUUGUUGGUGUGGCUCUUUGAA